AUAUAUAUACGUGUAUAUAUAUAGGUACCACAAGGGUAUAAUAUUAGCUUCAGACCCUAGAGCGAGAGAUAGAAUGGAAAGAUUUGUCGUGCUUCCGUUCUCAGUCGGGUGCAUUUCUGAUUCAAGUGUUGCCGUGGCUGCAAUUUGUGACUCUCAUAAGAGAUCCUCCAAGUUUCGUUCCAAUACUUCACCUAAAGAGAUUCGUGAAGAAAACGAGGAGGAAGAUAACAUGAAGAACCUGCAGUUCAAACCCGAAAUCUCCACGGGCAUUCAUCGUCUUUUCAAGAGCUUCAAGUCCAUCUCUCAGCUCUUUGCGUACAAGGAAGAGUUGGAGACAUGGGGGAUGGAGAUCGGCGUGCCUAUGGACGUGAAACACGUUACUCACAUCGGUUGGGAGAGCACUUUGAUCGUGGGUCGAGGAAGAGCCUGGGAAGAUCUCAUCCCUCCGGAGUUGCUCGCUAAUGCUACUUCACGAGAUGCUGAUGAUGCUCCUUUGCUCAAUCCAUCUACCUAAAUGUAUGCCUUCUCACCAUAUUCGGCACUUAUAUGUGAAUGUAUGGUGUCUUUUUUCUCAUGCCGGGUCCUUACAAGCUUUGAUCUAUGGACCUUUCAAAUCUUGAGCUCCU
Molecule: messenger RNA, 626 nt
Organism: Tarenaya hassleriana
Lineage: Eukaryota; Viridiplantae; Streptophyta; Magnoliopsida; Brassicales; Cleomaceae
Product: CRIB domain-containing protein RIC4-like
Exons: 3
Coding region: 74-514 (146 amino acids)
Source: RefSeq, a predicted model, not a curated record